Seminavis robusta is the source of this 2976-nucleotide messenger RNA. NCBI's taxonomy places the organism in Eukaryota, Bacillariophyta, Bacillariophyceae, Naviculales, Naviculaceae. The record is from the annotation of a GenBank genome assembly.
AUGAUGGAGUGGACUUUUGGAAUCACCGACAGCGGCCCAAAGGCCUGGCGACAGCGAGAGCCUUUUUGGGAAGAUGAGCAGUUGACGGCGACCAGCAAAAACACUUACCACCAAGUGAUGCAAAAGCUGUGCGAGACGGCUCUUGCAAAAAGGCGAGAGGGCGGAGAUUCUCUCAUUAACAGUCAUUUGUGGAAAAUAGAAGUUGGCAGCCAACGUGAAUGGAUGAAGCCUCCCAAGCCGCAUUACUUGGCUGCUAUGGAAGGAAUGUUGUCCGAGUCGGACGCCUCGGAUGAUGAAGACGAUGAAGAGGAAAACAAUUACCGGGGAAUUACCACCAUCAUGGCGAACGAAGAGAUCCAGCGGCGGCGGCUGAUCGAUGAGGAAAUUGGCGAAGAGCACUGCUAUCUUUCAUCCAAUUCUAGGUUGUCCAACAGAUUUCUGCAAAAAGGGCUCAUCAUUAAGGUAACCUACGACUUUGGACAUACCACCACCAUCUACCUCAAGGUGCUCUCUGUGCUUCCCAAAGUAGUCAAUAAUCUCUUGAAGCACUUUGAUGCCGAGAAGGAUGCCCAAGGGCAGCUCAAGGACUUGCAAAAAGUCCCAGCUCACAAAUGGCCCAAGGACCAACAGAUAGAUGCCUUCUUUCCAAACUAUUCAAAAGCAUUCCUGGGCGAGUAUCAGCCGCUUUUUUUGAGACCAAACGGUAAUGCAGACGGCCAGUGCCGAGCACAGAGGCUUAUUGGAAGCGCCAGUCUCGGAUUGUCCGCCAAAAUUCGAUCGGAAAAGGAUGUCAUCUUUGCCAACAUGGAAGAUGCAACAUGUUCCAAUGAUUUAAUGUUUGCUCCUAUGCAUUUCAGAGACAUGAAUGAGUUCAUGGUGGUUGCCGAACAAUCCUGGACGCCCCGUGAUCCUGAUAAUGAUCCAGACAAUCUCAAACGUUAUCGGUACAAUGGCGUUUCACGCUACCUCCUGCCCAAGACUUCUGACGCGGAUGAAGCGGAAGAGGCGCUAAAACCACCUGAAGACGACGAUAACGAAUGGGCCGCACACGCAUCCAAACGCCUCCUGUAUCGGCUUUCCAAUGGUGAAAAACAAGAGGACAAGACUAGUAAGUUUGACUUUGUCGAGGCCUUCCCCAAAACCGCUGCACAGUUUGCAAGUGGCAAAUUCCGCUGGAUACAAUACAAGAAGGGUAUUUUGCGGGUGCUGGUAGGAAGAGGCACCGGAGAGUUCUUUCGUGACUAUAUAUCCGGUCAGGUACUGAGGAAGUGGACUCAAGACUUUGCCAGUUUUCAUGAGUUGCUUUGUGCUGUUGAGGCAAGUUGGAUCUAUUGCAAACAACCUCUCACUUCCAGCAUCGAGCUGGCCUACUUCGACGCGGACCUUGGGCCUUCGAAUCCAGGACCGAAGGAACCUCCGAGUUAUGGCAAAACUAAGGACACAGUGCCCAUUUGCCGUCGCCGCGACAGGAAGCAACUGGUGACAGCAAUGGCUGUUGUAGAAGAAGCUGGUGGCAUGGCCGUCUUGUACGCAGGAACCCACGACGGUACACUCACAAAGUGGUCGUUGGAGAACAACACGAUUAUCUGGAUCAAGUCAAUCUACCAGCAGGACGCAGAAGAUGACGACGACGGCACUGACGUGACUUAUGGCAUCAAAUCAACCUUUGGUGUUGCUGGAAUCGCGGUCCGAUGGGAUGAGCGCAGGAGCAGGCAUCGCAUCUACACGUGGACCCACGCCCACGAGGGAUACCCCUCCGAAGACUAUGCCGACCGUGAGCCGUCAAGAGUCAAAUGCUGGCGAGGCGAUGAUGCAAGCUUCAUUCAAGAAUAUGUGUGUGACGUCGGAGAUGACGACGAAGGCAAUGCGGCCAAUCCGUCGAUUGCCACAGUUGUGUUCUGUCGCCUUUGGAUCAAGAAUCAGUGGCGGCACUCGAUGGUCGUUGGCCUCCAUUGCAUUUGCGAUCGUGUCCUGGAGUAUGACGAAGACUGUAGCGACUUUGAUCUGGAGGCGGCAUCUGAGAUCGGAGAAGGAAACAUUCUGCCCUUCUAUGAAUUUAGAAACAAUCAUGCCAUGGAAUCUUGGAGAGGACAUUUUGGCAUUAUCCGAGCGAUGGCUGUCGUCCCUGACAAGUACCUGCUUAGUUACUCGAUGCGACCGGGCCAUGGGUUGCCAGACGCCAUGAUUUUGUGGGACCUCCAAGACCCCGGGGUUCCCCUACGCCGCCACGACUUUUGGAAUCCGAGGCGCAGCUUGUUUAAACAAAACCAAACACGUCUUCACGAGGUCUGUGGAAUUAGUGUUUCUGGGACUGAUGUUCUACUCUGCUGUGAGUACGGAGAUCGUCUCUCUGUUUUCACAGUCGAAGACGAAGACGGAGACCCAUGCAUUGAGCUUCACGGCUACGCCAAUAUUGGCAACCGCCACUCUGAGAGUGACUUUCAUGGUCGCAUGGCAAUGUCUGGGAAGCAUGCAGUCAUUGCCAAUGAAGGUAGCGUCGAAGCUUGGCUUUUUCAAAUUGAAGGAAACUCAAAACAUGAGAAGCUAGACAAGAGAGAAGGCAACCGCCGCAACUUUCAAUUCAGCGGAUGCGAAGAGGACGUGGAUGAAGAGGGCACGAAUCAUACGUUUUCGGGAAGACAUUUGGCAAUUGGAAAGGUCUCGUUCCUAAAGUUUGGAGGGGAAGCCCCGAAGAGGAAGAAGCAGAAGUUAUUCGGAAUGAAUUCCCACAACAUGAGCGACUUCCUGAGUACCGCUAGCGAACAUUUGGGGAGUGGUGGGCCAAUAGCACUUGCCAUUCAUGGCAAGUGGCUCGUGGCAGGCUUCAUCAACGGAACAAUUGCUAGGUCGCCCCUUCUUCCGAUUCCUUUCGCCAAGGAAGAGGAAGGUUCCAUGCAUGCCAAUGAACUUGCGUGUUGUUCUUCCCUGCCAAGCGACGAGUGGCACCAUCCAGUUCUGGCAUGCGAGGAGGAUUGA